AUGAAAUUCCGUGCCGUAGUUUCCGAAGACGCGCUCGUGAAGGGGUUUCUGCAAGUCGUCAGCACACUGUCGAAGGCGGACAAACAAUUAAUAAUUAACGUGCAGCCGACCAAGAUGAUACUGCAGAUCGAACCGGCGGCGUGCGAAGGCCAGUACGUGUGGUGCGAAAUGGUCCAGGGCCGGUUCUUUUCCGAGUUCGCCAUGGACGGGAUCGACGCAACACACAACCAGAUUUACAUGGUUGCCCAGGCAAGCAGCUUCGUGCGGGCGCUUUCGUUCGCCCGUCACAGCACCGUGCGUUACCUGAAGGUGAAGCUGAUUAAAACGGCCGCCACGCCGUGUCUAUCGUUUGAAAUGGCCGGCGAUAUCGACAGCAAUCAGGACGUCAUAUACCCGAAAGUGGAGCACUCGUUACCGGUGACGAUUAUGCCACGCAGCGAGUGGCAACAGUUCCAACUGCCGCAUACGCUUAAGUACGACAUCUCGAUUGAACUUCCCACGAUUAAGUCACUGCGCGCUCUGCUGGAGAAGAAGAAAAAUCUCGCGCCCACCAUCGCGCUGUACGCCACGAUGAACGGCGAGUUGUCGCUGGUGGUGGAGACGGAUGUGGUAACCGUGGCCAGUCAUUACCGCGACCUUGAACUCAGCCCACGCUGUGCGAGGGUUAGGCAGGAGUCGACCAAAAUGUCGGAAGCCAACUGCCGAGUAGACUCGCGAAAACUGGCCGCCCUGUUCGAGACGAUCUACAUAUCCGGUGCGGUCAUGACGGCGAGCAUUCGCCACGAGCAAGCGCUCAUUAUUAGCUUCGAUAUGAUGCAGGCCUGUGUCCUUAACUUCAUACUGCCAGCAAUGAAUUUCGAUUAAAAAACAUCCCUUUCUCAACUUGUAUAUACUCGUAACACUUAA
Messenger RNA from Anopheles cruzii, 906 nucleotides. It is a transcript of the gene Hus1-like, whose product is annotated as checkpoint protein HUS1. The transcript has a single exon. The coding region runs from base 1 to 864 and encodes 287 amino acids. Gene Ontology annotation, cellular component: checkpoint clamp complex; nucleolus; site of double-strand break. Lineage: Eukaryota; Metazoa; Arthropoda; Insecta; Diptera; Culicidae. The record is from RefSeq and is a predicted model, not a curated record. Gene Ontology annotation, biological process: nucleotide-excision repair; double-strand break repair via homologous recombination; meiotic DNA integrity checkpoint signaling.